Molecule: messenger RNA, 1810 nt
Organism: Cyprinodon variegatus (sheepshead minnow)
Lineage: Eukaryota; Metazoa; Chordata; Actinopteri; Cyprinodontiformes; Cyprinodontidae
Product: protocadherin alpha-8-like
Exons: 2
Coding region: 89-1810 (573 amino acids)
Biological process (GO): homophilic cell-cell adhesion
Cellular component (GO): plasma membrane
Molecular function (GO): calcium ion binding
Source: RefSeq, a predicted model, not a curated record
AUCUUUUUUGUGUGCAUAAGAUGUCGAGGAGCGAUACAAGUUCAUAUUUUUGGAAUUUAAUUUUGCUCUACUUUAUAUAACAUAUGAUAUGAAGAUGUUGAGCCACACAUAUGGCCGUGGAUGGAAGCGUGGUGUGCUUUUGCUUCGGAUAUGUUUAUUGUUUUCUAUCGGAAAGCCAGCGUUUGCUCAGAUUCGUUAUGGGGUUCCCGAGGAGGUUAGAGAAGGAACAACCGUUGGAAAUGUUGCGAAGGAUCUUGGCCUUGAAGUGGCAUUGUUAUCUGAUCGACGUUUUCGUGUCGUCUCUGGAUCAAAUCAGGCACUAUUUGAGGUAAAUCGGGACACUGGUGAUCUUUUUGUCCGUCAGAAAAUCGACAGAGAGGAGCUGUGUCAGGGGAGUGGUGCAUGCAUAAUAGACUUAAAAAUCUUGGUCGAAAACCCUUUAGAAAUGCAUUAUGUGAUUGUGGAAAUCGCUGAUGUAAAUGACCACUCGCCUAGCUUUCCAGAAAAAGAGCAGGAAUUUGAAAUAUUUGAGCAAACAUCUACAGGAAGUAGAUUUCAGCUUCAUUCUGCUCGUGAUCCAGAUGCAGGAUCCAAUUCAGUUCGGAAUUAUAUGUUAACACCAAACGAUCACUUUGAAUUAGAUAUUCGUCAAGGAGAUGAUGAUAAAAUACCAAUUUUGGUGCUAAAAAAGGCCCUGGACAGAGAAAAAAGAGUUAGUCAUUCCCUUAGUAUAACAGCGUUUGAUGGUGGUAAACCUCCAAGAUCAGGCGAGUUAAAUAUUUCUAUUAUUGUUCUAGAUAGUAAUGAUAACCCUCCAAAAUUUAGUCAAGAGAUAUAUGAAAUCGAAGUGCAGGAAAAUAUUCCUUUUGGAACUCUCAUAUAUAAGCUAAAUGCGACGGAUCCAGACGAAGGUAUAAAUAGCGAAAUUGAAUAUACCUUUGGAAAAACGCUUAAGAAAAAUGCCUAUGAGAUUUUUGAACUUGAUAAAACAACUGGAGAGAUAAAGGUAAAAAGAGUACUCAACUAUGAAGAGAAUAAUGUUUAUAAAUUGGAUAUUGAGGCAACAGAUAAAGGAACGCCUCCUUUAAAGGGUGUGUGUAGAGUGAAUAUCAAAAUAAAGGAUAUAAAUGACAAUCCCCCUGAAAUUGAAAUCACGUCUGUGUCAGACACUGUGCCUGAAGACUCUAAGCCUGGUACAGUUAUAUCACUUCUUAGUGUAACAGAUAAAGAUUCUGGUCUAAAUGGAAAAAUAAUAUUGAGGGUAACAUCAGACGUGCCUUUUGAAUUAAAGACAUCUUAUAAGGAAAAUGUUUAUUCAGUUGUGACUAAAAGCGUUUUAGAUCGGGAACAGAAGUCUGAAUAUCAAAUUGUUAUAAGUGCGACGGACUGCGGUGUCCCUCCAUUAUCAAAUUCAAAAGUUAUAAACAUCCGUAUUUGCGAUGUAAAUGACAACAGUCCUGAUUUUUUUCAAAAUCCAUUCUUUUUUUACCUUUCAGAAAAUAAUGUCGCUGGUAUGUCUAUUUUUUCUGUAAGUGCAACAGACAAAGAUGAGAACAAAAACGCAGCUAUUUCGUAUCGCAUUGUGAAAGAAGGAAGUAAAAAAGACGUUUUGUCUUUCCUACAUGUAAAUACUGAUACGGGGGAAAUCUCUGCCCUUAAAAGUUUUGACUUUGAAAGUCUAAAAACUUUCCAGUUCCAAGUUGUUGCCACUGAUUCUGGAACCCCGCCACUGAGCAGCAACGUUACAGUUUACGUGUUCAUUCUAGAUCAGAAUGACAAUGCUCCAGUUAUCCUGGAGGAGCUCUGCUAA